Messenger RNA from Artibeus jamaicensis (Jamaican fruit-eating bat), 714 nucleotides. It is a transcript of the gene NKX2-8, whose product is annotated as NK2 homeobox 8. The transcript has 2 exons. Gene Ontology annotation, cellular component: nucleus. The record is from RefSeq and is a predicted model, not a curated record. Gene Ontology annotation, biological process: cell differentiation; regulation of transcription by RNA polymerase II. NCBI's taxonomy places the organism in Eukaryota, Metazoa, Chordata, Mammalia, Chiroptera, Phyllostomidae. Bases 1 to 714 code for a protein of 237 amino acids. Gene Ontology annotation, molecular function: RNA polymerase II cis-regulatory region sequence-specific DNA binding; DNA-binding transcription factor activity, RNA polymerase II-specific.
AUGACCACCUCUGGACGCCUCAGCUUCACCGUACGCAGCCUCCUGGAUUUACCCGAGCAGGACGCCCAUCACCUGCGGAGGCGGGAGCCGGAGCUGCGUGCCCCCUGUCCCAGACCCUGUGCCACCUGGCUGGGACCCGAGCGCGGCAGCUACGCGUCCUCGGACGAGAGCAGCCCAGACACCAGCCCGCCCGACUCGUCGCAGCGGCCGCCCGCUCAGCCUGCAUCUCCGAGCUCAGACACCGAGAAGAGGAAGAAGCGGCGGGUGCUGUUCUCCAAAGCUCAGACGCUGGAGUUGGAGCGGCGCUUCAGGCAGCAGCGAUACUUGUCCGCGCCGGAGCGCGAGCAGCUGGCGCGCCUGCUGCGCCUCACUCCCACGCAGGUCAAAAUCUGGUUCCAGAACCACCGCUACAAGUUGAAGCGCACGCGUGCGCCCGGGGCUUCGGAGUCGCCCGACUUGCCAGCUUCCGCAGAGCUGCGCAGCGCACCGGGCUUGCUGCGCCGUGUGGUGGUACCCGUGCUAGUGCGAGACGGGCAGCCGUGCGGGGGCAGCAGCGAAGUGGGCACGGCUGCUGCCCAGGACAAAAACGGCGCGCUCCCAGCCGCCGCCUGCCCUCUGCCCGGCUACGCCGCCUUUGGGCCCGGCUCGGCGCUCGGCCUCUUCCCUGCCUACCAGCACUUAGCGCCCCCCUCCCUGGUCUCUUGGAACUGGUGA